Molecule: messenger RNA, 3642 nt
Organism: Xenopus laevis (African clawed frog)
Lineage: Eukaryota; Metazoa; Chordata; Amphibia; Anura; Pipidae
Gene: rtn3.L
Product: reticulon 3 L homeolog
Exons: 9
Coding region: 156-1907 (583 amino acids)
Biological process (GO): brain development; endoplasmic reticulum tubular network formation; neuron differentiation
Cellular component (GO): neuron projection; Golgi membrane; endoplasmic reticulum membrane
Source: RefSeq, a predicted model, not a curated record
GCUAUUGCAGUGUUCUAUUGUCACUCACAGUUAUGAUCACUUCCUGUGGGAGAAUGAAAAGACUCGCCCAGCCCUCAUUUCAGCCCAGACACGGAGCAGAGAGGAGGAUUCUGCAGUCCUGAUUAAUUACAUCUUUAAAAGUGAUCAGCACCAGUAUGGCGGAGACCAGCGGGCCUCAGUCCUCCCAUAUAUCCUCUUCUUCAGUUGGGGAGAAGGGCAGCGGCUGUGCAGAGUCACCGGGUUCUCCCUUUGAAAUGAUUGCCAACAGCACAGGCUUUGACUUCAAGAACACCACUGGGGACAACACGGCUACUGCUUACGGUCUUGCACACUUUUCAUCUAAAACUCCAUAUCCUUAUGGGUCUGUAGAGGGAGUUGAGCCAUCAGACACCGGGCCUGUAUUUGCUGGUAUUUCGGAAAAUGAUGGGAACCUGUCCAUGACGUUGGAUAAUGUGAGAAACACCUCUGAGGACUAUUGUUUGAGGAACACAGAUUUGCCUGAACAUUUUUAUAUUGGACAUUCCAAUGCAGCACAUGUAAAUAAGCUGAUUGAUACACAAUGUGGAAAUUUGGAACUGAAUAAUUCCCAAGAAUUGUACAUAAGUAAAACAGAGGAACGUAGGGGUCAAUAUGAAGAGUCACACCUAACAUGUGCAGAGGCUGGAGAGACUAGCUCUGCUGAAAGUCUACUAAGUUCUUCCUAUGGAAAACCUGAAGUACGCUGGCAAGAGGUGGAUGAAGAGCUGGACAGUUCUGGGGAAUCGGAUGACACUGUCAUUGAUGCAGGCUGGAGGCUGAAAAGCACGACGACAGAGAAAUUGGUACACUGUGAGGAAGGUUGGGUUGAAAUUGGUGGAGCUCAGCAGAAACAAGAAUUAGAAUGCGAUUUGUUAGAAGGAGUGGGAGCAAUAGAGCAUGAGAUUUCUGUUACUCAAGGCAACGCAAGACUGCACAUACCAAAUGAAUGCAACAAGACAGAAGACAUUUCUGCUACAUCCAACUCUGAAACUGGAUUGACCAAAAAUGUUCUGGACUCUCCAAACAGCGAGGGCUUUGUAUUCCUGGCAGAGACCUCUGUUGUGGACCAGUUUACAGGAGUCACCAACCAGGGCAAAAUAGAUUCUCUAGAAAAUCAGAUUCAGGAAAAUCUCACUAUUGAAGCCCUGAGGGCAUUGGCUGUUAUCGGGGAAGAUCCAGAAUCUGAAAGCAGAGAGUCUUCUCCAGAAAUCUUGUACCCUAUUGCCCAGUCUGGUAGCGCAGAAGCUUUGAAGACCGCAGUUUUGCAGACCUAUCAUACAUUACCCCAGGACUCGCCUGUUAAUACUGCAACACGCAAAGUGCGGGACCUGUUGUACUGGCGGGAUGUAAAACAAUCUGGAAUGGUUUUUGGAGGGACGAUGGUACUGCUUCUAUCUCUGGCCGCAUUCAGCAUUAUUAGCGUCAUUUCCUAUCUUGUCCUGUCCCUGCUCACAGUCACCAUAAGCUACCGUGUCUACAAGUCUGUCCUACAAGCUGUCCAAAAGACCGACGAGGGCCAUCCCUUCAAGCCUCUGCUGGAGAAAGAUAUCACACUGUCAUCCGACUCUUUCCAGAAGGCAUUGACUGCAUCCCUCGCUCAUGUCAACCAUGCUCUGAAGUAUAUUGUUCGCCUCUUUCUUGUGGACGACCUUGUGGAUUCACUCAAGCUUGCCCUACUUAUGUGGCUGAUGACUUACGUAGGAGCUGUAUUUAAUGGGAUCACACUUCUCAUUCUUGGCGUCCUGCUGACUUUCACUGCACCCAUAGUGUAUGAGAAAUACAAGGUACAAAUUGAUCAUUACGUCUCGCUGGUCCAUAGCCAAGUGAAGUCCAUAACAGAGAAGAUUCAAGCCAAGCUCCCAGGAGCCCUGAAGAAAAAGUCUGAGUGAAGGAGCAGAACUGUGGAGGGAGAGGGGAAGGGUGGUUGUAAGGGAGUGAGCACUGGCUAUGUCAUAUCUCUUUACUUACUGUUAAAUUGGCUUCCUUUUAUGUGGCUAUAAGGUCCUGUUGAAACACAUUUACACCUGGUGUGUCUCUGGCAGGGUGAGGUUCUGUUCUUACAGGAUCUUGAAUUUGGGUUUCUGUAAACACUGGAGAGCUGGGUAGAGACCCAGCAGCAGCACCUACUACGCCUGUCACCCCUUCCAUCACCAGCCGCUCCCUACCCGUCUCAUUGGCUUGUCUCUGAUCUGCAUGUGCCUCAAGGCUUCUGCAGUCCUACCUUGCCCUUUACUCUCUUGCUUCUACUUUUUUAACUCCCCCCCCCCCCCACACACACACGUUCUGUCCCUUUUUUGUAUCUUUUCUCUCUCCUUUUGCCUUCUUCCUGCCUCCGCAUCUUAUAAACCUACGGAAUGAAAUUUCCUAAUCCAGCACCCACCCACUGAAUGCCAGUCACUGCCGCAUCAUUAGAAAAAAAAAAAAACCUUCUUUGCGUUCUAUUUUGCUAUUUAAUUUAUAUUUAAUUUGUGUUGUUUGCGUGGAAAUGCUUUGAGUGGCAUGCCAGGAACUACUGAUGGUUGAUGGGACACAAAGUUGGUAUCCUGCACUCUCUCCAUGUGCCUCACAUUCUGUCUCCUCUUCUUGCACCAUGGAAAGUGGGAACUGCUAUCCUUAAACAUAAUCUACACAAGAGUCCCGAAAAGCUAAUACACUUAUAUUAACUCUCAAUGUUUUUAUGGAUUAUCAUUAUGUAAUUGCAGACUUGAUAUGACCCCCGAUAGAUGCCCAGUUUGCAAGUGUGAGUCAAGUUCACUGAAUGUUCCCAAAGCUUUAAGUCGUAGGUUUCCUGUUAGUGUUUGGGACAGGAGUGCAGGUUUGAUCUCCUCUGUAAAGCCCUGGGAGAUAAAUCUGUUACUCGCAUAGUAGGAUCCAGCUAAUCGUUUUUUGAGGUUCCUGGAAGCUGCAGUUUUGUCUUUUUUUAUGUUGAACUGUCGCAGGUAACUGGGUACCCCCAUAAACAGGGGCCAUUAUGUAAUGAAUAGGGAUGCACUGAAUCCAGGAUUCGGUUCGGGAUUCAGCCUUUUUCAGCAGGAUUCGGCCGAAUCCUUCUGCCUGGCCGAAUCGAAUCCGAAUCUUAGGGGGUGGGGAGGGAAAUGGCGUAAAACAAGGAAGCAAAAGAUGUUUCCACCAGGAUUCUGUUCGGUAUUCGGCCAAAUCUUUUGCAAAGGAUUCGGGGGUCCGGCCGAAUCUAAAAUAGUGGAUUCAGUGCAUCCCUAGUAAUGAAGUAAAGAAUAGCUUCAUAUAAUCCCAGCACAAUGGAUGAAAUGGUAAUAAAAAGAGAGGUUAUAGAUUGAAGUUAGGGAGAACCUAUCCUGCCUGGGGAGCAGGGUUCUUUUUUUUUUUAAUGUGAUGUGUUGCACUGAGCUUCUAACUAUUCACUAUGUAUCAAUGCUGUUAAAGUUAAAUGCAUUAUUGUUUCAUUUUAAUCAUGAGAGGGACAUGUACACUAAUAAUGCUGUCAAACCAACUUGUUCACACGGAACCCUGCUUUUAUUUUUCAGGUGUCUGAAGUAUAAAAUCAAUUUUUUUUUUAUUUUUUAGUUUCUGCAAGUCCCGUGGAACAAAAUUCUAUAUAUAUUGCAAAUACAUGUGGUAUUAAUAAAAAGGAAUAGGAACACUUGG